Molecule: messenger RNA, 1716 nt
Organism: Brugia malayi
Lineage: Eukaryota; Metazoa; Nematoda; Chromadorea; Rhabditida; Onchocercidae
Gene: Bma-twk-44
Exons: 12
Coding region: 1-1716 (571 amino acids)
Biological process (GO): potassium ion transmembrane transport; stabilization of membrane potential
Cellular component (GO): membrane
Molecular function (GO): potassium ion leak channel activity
Source: RefSeq, a predicted model, not a curated record
AUGCAUCAAAUUAUACUAAAUAUUGAAGAAGUAAUUCGACAAAUUCGAUUCAAAUAUAGCAAUAACCGAUUUGAACUUAAUGAAAAUAUUCGAAUCUAUAAACGUUUUGCAUUAAAUGGAAUCGAAAAGGCUGUUUAUUGGUACGUUCUAAAUAUGUAUCAUUUAUCGGAUCAGGAAAGUUACAAAGCUAAAAUAUUACAACCACAAUAUCCGGAAAUUAUAUGGCUUAAUCACUUUAGUAAUAAUUUUGGUCAAAUGUAUGCCCUUCGAAAUUAUACUGAACAGCUAUCACUAAGAUAUUGGGAAAUUGCGCUAGAAGAGAAUGCUAGUCCAAUCGUUGUGCGCCGUAAAAUGAAAGCUGCAUUGUUUCGUUUCAAAACAUUAACUGGUUUAACUCAUCUUUUUACUCCAACUUGGACAUUCUGGAAUGCAAUGUUUUUAGCUGUGACAACAUACACAACUAUCGGUUAUGGUAAUAUAACAGCUCAGAGUAAACUUGGUAGAUUAGCGGUGAUGUUGUAUGCAACAAUCGGUAUACCACUUGUAUUAAUGAUUCUACAUAAGCUUGGUCGACAAUCAUUUCGAGUUUUGGAACGAUUUUGGAUUCAAUUCAUGAGUUUAAUGGAGCAUAUAGCAUGGAUAUGUUGCGGCAAAUCAAUAAAAAAGAAAAAUUGGAAUUCAUUUCAUGAUGACAAUAUUCCAUUAUUAUUACCAAUUGGUAUUACUAUAGGAUGGGUAUUCAUAUGUGCUGCAGUUUUUUUAAAAUUCGAAAAAGAUUGGGAUUACUUCAAAAGUUUCUAUUUUUUCUUCUGUUCACUUACUACUAUCGGUUACGGUGAUGUAACACCAACAAAUUCGGUUGAUAUGUUUGUUAUAUUUGGAUUGAUAAUGAUAGGACUUGCAUUAUUUAGUAUGUGUAUCAAUGUUCUUCAAAUUAAACUCGAAUGGUUAUUUGAAGAAUUGUUGGUGACACUCCUGGAGGAGUACAAACAAAAAGGUGUCCCAGCUGAAAGAAUUAAUGUUCCGAACAAGAUAGAUUUUGUUUCUCUGUGGCGUAUGUGGCGUAAACGACGACGUCAACCAAAAAUUCAGCGUAAGGAUACAUUCGCAAGCACCAUAUUACCACGAAUCAAACGUGAUCGCCGAGCACUAGUAGAGCAUAUACGUCAUGCACUCUGCAUGAUAAACAAAGGUACCCAAACUGAUGAACAUAUUGCUCAAGCAUGUAUAAAUAUGGGAAGUAAAAAAUAUUUCGAUGGUGUAUCCUGGUCUGAUUUAUCAAUGCUACCUGAAAUAGAAAAUGAUGCACAUCCUGUUAAAGUCAAAAAAAUGGAAAAUAUUGAUCAUCAAGUAGUGAUUGUAUCACCGCAAGUGUACGAAUCACAAGAAUUAUGUAUGACGACAGUUAACGACAGUUCACAUAUAUUACGGAAUAAUUCAAUUCCAAAUAAUCAGCAAUCAUCUUCAAUAGAUAAAUCACAGCGGUUAUCAUUUGUUAAAACAACAGAAACUAUUCCACUUUUAUCACAAACAAUGGGUAAAUCCUAUUACAUGUAUACGACACCAAAAGCAGGACGAAUAUAUACCGAUGAAUUGCAUCGAUUGUUAGCCGAAGUGAAAGUACGAAUUGAUGAUUGCCGCGCAUUGACAGAUAGCAAAAAUGAUACACAAUUGGAUGAUAUUGGACAAUCUUCAACUAAUGAAAAAAAUUCUUAA